Molecule: messenger RNA, 1519 nt
Organism: Chaetomium fimeti
Lineage: Eukaryota; Fungi; Ascomycota; Sordariomycetes; Sordariales; Chaetomiaceae
Exons: 2
Coding region: 204-1322 (372 amino acids)
Source: RefSeq, a predicted model, not a curated record
AAAAUUGAGUCGAUCUUGAGCCGAUUCGUUUCUUUAUCUGAUCGACCGAGAAAUAGUCAAUUGUACGUCGGAGUUGCGUAAAAAGGAAAGAAUAAAGAACCUCAGCAAUAAUUUCAAACGGGUGGAGCACAAUCACCUGCAUCGAGUGGAAUUGGGCAAACGGCGUGCGCGUAGCAUCUAUUUUAAGUCCGGUCCUCAGCGAAAUGGAAACAUUCACAUCCUUAGCCGACCGGAUUCGAGACGCGUUGACAGCCCUGCCCACCGCUUCGGAGCAAUGGGUGCUGGGAUCCUCGAGCAACAGGAUCAUCAACGCGUCGGCGUUGCUCGCUCUGCUUUCUUCGGUCGCCCCCGCUGUGCCGGCCGUCGCCAAUGUCACGCUGUAUCAGCCUGGAAUCCCCAUUGCACCGUCUCCUCUGCCUCCGCCCGCCGCUUCCUUCCAAGCCGAGGAGAUCAUCCGCCAGUUUGUUGAGCUCGACCGGUCUACGGAAUGGCAUCUUACCCAGCGGAUCGAGUUUGAAGGGGAUACCUUCGAGCCGGAGGGCAUCGCGCGCAUAGCUGACGGCUCGGUUGACGACUUGGAUGACGUCCGGUAUUUUGUUUCUGCUGGCGAAUGGACUGUCCCGAGGGCAGCAGACACCCACGGGGAGGGGUUUGCUCACAUGCUCGUGUUUGAUGGAAACGGCCGACGCCUUGCGGAUGCCGUGGUUACGGAGCCCGGCGCGCUUGAGUACCACGGCGGUGGCAUUGAAUACGACGGAACAUACAUCUGGACUACUCUUGCUCAAUACCGCCCCGAUUCGACCGCCACCCUCGUCCGGAUGCGCCCGGGCACCUUGCAGCCGGAGCCCAUGCUUAGGAUCGCUGAUCACAUGGGAGCCGUGGUCCACGAUCUCUCCACCGGGGACAUUCUGACUCUCAACUGGGGCGCCCGCAGCGCGUCUCUCUGGAAUCUGAACUACAAGCCCGCCAUCCCGCCCGCCUUCACUGCUCCGCGAGCCGUGAUCAAGAACCCCAGCCACUACACCGACUACCAGGAUUGCAAGUUUCUGGGCCACUCUCAACAAUACGGGUUUCGGCCUGUCAUGCUGUGCUCCGGCAUCACGAACCUCUAUGGCACAACCAUCGGCGGGGUGGCCCUGGUCGACAUGCGGUCCAUGGUUCCCCUGUAUGAAGUGCCGCUGACCAUGGUGUCCGACCGUGGUGUUCUAGUGACGAAGAACCCGAUGGAUGUCGCCAUCGUCGAUGGCAAGCUGCGGCUGUUCUUUCUGCCCGACGAACGGAACUCGACGCUCUACGUUUAUGAGCCUGCUGUGCCCGCGUAAGAUGCCUACACCGACGCGCACUUCAUCAGACCUCGAUAGCGCAUCCCCGUGGCCAGAGCUGUUGCGAUUCCGGAACCUCGCCCAGAUCGGGCGCCCUCGGUCAUCGAUGUGGUCGUCCAGUGGGAUGGGGAUGGCAAUAUCGUUGUGCACCCCAGGAACAGAAGACGCCGAGCUAGUUCUCAACCCUUUCGACCCGA